Messenger RNA from Emiliania huxleyi CCMP1516, 447 nucleotides. RefSeq lists its product as hypothetical. The transcript has 3 exons. Lineage: Eukaryota; Haptophyta; Isochrysidales; Noelaerhabdaceae. The record is from RefSeq and is a predicted model, not a curated record. The coding region runs from base 1 to 447 and encodes 148 amino acids.
AUGCACGAGGCAUACGGCACCAAGGAGGCCCUCGGCGCGGGUCACGAUCCCCGCCACGGGUCACGAGACCACGGCACGCAGUGGUACUACGGCGCGCGAUGGCACUCCGUGCCACCGCCAAGCGACGAGGUGUACGGCGCACCCGGCGAGGGUGCCCUCGAGUGGGAGCAGCUGCGACUGCAGAGCCGAUCGCUCCUGACGCCAGCUGCCCUGGGCGGCGGCGUCCGGACGGGCAGCGCGCCCGGGGGACGUGCCCUCCACACGUGCAAGCCCCCGGCGCUACACGAGGGCGAUCGCUACGUCGGCUUGGACGGCGCGUCCCACAAGCCCGAGAGACGGGCGGACCGCGCCGAGCUCGCGUGGACGCAAGCGGAGGUCAAGCGCCUCCGCGCGCAGCUCGAGGCUCUUCGGGGCAGGGAACCUUCCAACUUUCCCGGAAGGGAAUAA